Messenger RNA from Rubroshorea leprosula, 4288 nucleotides. Lineage: Eukaryota; Viridiplantae; Streptophyta; Magnoliopsida; Malvales; Dipterocarpaceae. The record is from the annotation of a GenBank genome assembly.
GCAGAACCAAAACCCAAGGAGAAAAAGAUUAGGUUUAUUUCCCGGCGGAGGCAACAAGGAAGACGAAGACGAGAACUCCGCCUUUCCUUCUCUCCCUCCUGCUCCGUUGAUGGAUCUGUUUGGGUGGAAGAAUAUAAGUAAUUACGGAAGAAGAUAAGAUGUAUUCGAAAAGAUCUGGUGAAGGAGGAGAUGGGGAUGGGUCAGUUUCACAGCCAGUACGCACAAGUGGUAGGCUUAAGAGGAGGCCUACGAUCUAUCGAAACAUGUAUUACACUCACACUCGAAAAAUCAUGCGGAACAGGAACAGGAAAAACAAGGCCAAGUCAAGGACAGCAGCUUCACAGAUAGCCAAGUUGUUGAUUCCAAGGAAUCAGCCUGUGCGGAACUCAAACAACACUUCAGGCACACCCAACCUUCGACGUUCCACCAGAAAGAGGAGAAUAUCCGUUAAUCUUGAAGAUUACACAGACAGUUCUGGAUCAGAGGAUGAAGACCUCAUGAGGCCCUCAUAUCGAAAUUUGAGGAGACGGAUUGCUAACAAUGUGAGUCAAGAUGAGUUCUCAUCUCCCAAGCGCAAAAAUAGAGUGGAGGCUAAACAAACACCUAGACGUGAAGGAUUGCGACCUCGUCGUUCAAAUCCAGUUAUGACUAAACAAAUGGAUCUGGACUCUGAAGAUGAACAAGAAACUUCUGAGAAUGUUGCUCAAGAGGAAACUGAAAAUGGGAAUGAGUUAGAUGAUGCAGAUGAUGGCCAUAAUGACGCUGAGGGUGAUGCUGAGGAUGAGGAUGAGGAUGAGGGCGAGGGUGAGGGUGAAGAUGAAGUAGAAGAAGAUGGUGAUGAUGAAGAGGGUGAAGAAGAGCAGGAUGGAAGGAGGAGAUAUGAUCUUCGGAAUCGAACUGAUUCACGGAGGCUUUCCAUGCAAGAGGGUAAACAGAGAUCAAGAUCUCCACGUAGGGUGUUACAUCAAGGGAUGGGGACCAAGGUGAGUAGGGAUUUCAGGAAGGGUGGAUCAAGAGUUCACAAACGUCAUCGCCUGGCAAGAGCUGAAGACUCUGAUGAUUCCCUCCUUGUUGACGAGUUGGAUCAGGGUCCUGCUGUUUCCUGGGCUCGAGGUGGGAGCAGAUCUGGACCACCUUGGCUCUUUGGGGGGCUGGACAUGCAUGGGACAGCAGCAUGGGGCUUAAAUGUUGCUGCAUCAGGCUGGGCUCAUCAAAGUGAUGCUUUUGCCACCUUGACUUCUGGGAUUCAAACUGCUGGACCUAGCUCAAAAGGUGGUGCUGACAUUCAACCAUUGCAGGUUGAUGAGACUGUAAGUUUUGAUGACAUAGGUGGACUAUCAGAAUAUAUAGAUGCUCUGAAGGAAAUGGUUUUCUUUCCCUUGUUGUAUCCAGAUUUUUUUGCGAGUUAUCAUAUCACCCCACCUAGAGGGGUUUUGUUGUGUGGUCCUCCUGGCACAGGUAAGACAUUGAUUGCAAGAGCAUUAGCAUGUGCUGCUUCAAAAGCUGGCCAAAAAGUCAGUUUUUACAUGCGUAAGGGUGCUGAUGUGCUUAGCAAAUGGGUUGGUGAAGCUGAAAGGCAACUAAAACUGCUGUUUGAGGAGGCACAGAGAAAUCAGCCUUCCAUUAUUUUCUUUGAUGAGAUAGAUGGACUUGCCCCUGUGAGGUCUAGCAAACAAGAGCAGAUUCACAAUUCCAUAGUAUCCACCUUGCUUGCCUUGAUGGAUGGUCUAGAUUCCCGUGGACAAGUUGUUUUGAUUGGAGCAACCAACAGGAUUGAUGCUAUUGAUGGAGCCUUACGUCGGCCUGGUCGAUUUGAUCGUGAAUUCAACUUUCCUUUGCCUGGCUGUCAAGCACGUGCUGAAAUAUUAGACAUCCACACUCGAAAAUGGAAGCAACCUCCUUCAAAGGAAUUAAAAAUGGAACUUGCAGCUAGUUGUGUAGGAUAUUGUGGUGCAGAUCUGAAAGCUCUGUGUACAGAAGCUGCUAUUCGUGCUUUCCGUGAAAAAUACCCUCAAGUAUACACCAGUGAUGAUAAAUUUUUGAUAGAUGUUGACUCAGUGAAGGUUGAGAAGUAUCAUUUUAUAGAGGCCAUGUCUACAAUUACUCCUGCUGCACAUAGGGGUGCUGUUGUUCACUCUAGGCCACUGUCUUUGGUAGUUGCACCUUGCCUGCAAAGACAUCUCCAAAAAGCAAUGCAUUAUCUAUUUGAUAUAUUUCCUCCACUAGCAGUGUCAUCAGAGUUAACUAAACUGUCUAUGCUUUCAUAUGGAUCUCCAAUUCCUCUUGUAUAUAGGCCUCGGCUUCUGCUGUGUGGUGCUGAUGGUGCUGGUUUGGAUCAUCUUGGGCCUGCAAUUUUGCAUGAACUAGAGAAAUUUCCCGUUCAUUCUCUUGGCCUUCCAUCACUUCUUUCUGAUCCUAGUGCAAAGACACCAGAAGAAGCUCUGGUACACAUAUUUGGUGAAGCAAGGAGAACAACACCAUCCAUCCUUUAUAUCCCCCAGUUCAAUCUUUGGUGGGAAAAUGCUUAUGAACAGCUAAGGGCUGUUUUGCUGACUCUGUUAGAAGAGUUGCCUUCCAACUUGCCAAUACUAUUACUUGGAACAUCCUCAGUUCAACUGGAUGGCAUCAGGCAGGAUAUAAAUCCAGUGUUUCCACAACGUAGCAUCUACCAGGUGGACAAACCAUCAACUGAGGACAGAUCUUUGUUUUUUACCUCUCUAAUUGAAGCUGCUUCAUCCAUCUUGCUGGAAGCUGUGACAAAAAAUGAUCAGGAAGCUGUGUCUCUUCCUGAACUUGCCAGGGCCCCGAAAGUAGCAAGUGGACCAAAGGUUUCAGAACUAAAAGCCAAAGUAGAAGCUGAGCAGCAUGCACUUCGCCGAUUAAGGAUGUGCCUCAGAGAUGUUUGCAACCGGAUAUUGUAUGACAAGAGGUUUAAUGUUUUCCAUUAUCCAGUCACUGAUGAGGAUGCUCCAAACUACCGUUCUAUAAUACAAAACCCUAUGGAUGUGGCUACUCUCUUGCAGCGGGUGGACUCUGGGCAGUACAUUACUUGUGCAGCAUUUCUACAAGAUGUUGACCUGAUCGUCACUAAUGCAAGGGAGUACAAUGGAGAUGAUUAUAAUGGGUCUAGGAUUGUUAGUAGAGCUGUUGAGCUUCGGGAUGUGGUACAUGGAAUGAUCUCACAGAUGGACCCUGCAUUGGUUACAUACUGUGAUAAAAUUGCCACCCAAGGGGGUCCAGCACAUAUCCCAGAUAAUUUAGGGGCAUCCAUUUUGCCCUUGACACCCGUUGUGCAGCUAGGAACUGCUACCAGAGCAAGUGCUAGACUUCGCAAUGUCCAACCAGAGGUCAAUUUAGAUCAAAGUUAUGAUGCCUUAAAAAGGCCAAAGAAGAGUGUUGAUACCACACAUACAGCUUCAGCAGGAACAGAAGAAAAAUCAAAAGAACAAGAAUUAGUCCAAGCUUCAGAGGGAAAUGACACAAGUCAUGAGAGGAUAGAAUCUGCUUCUGGUAAUGCCAAUCACCAUGAAACUUCUGCAGAAGCUUCAGUAGCAGGUGGGAGUGAAUCCCACAGUGUUAGAGUGUCCGAUGAUGAAAUUUCCAGACAAGUUGAAUUGGUGAAGCGUCUGUUUUUGGAGAGAAGUGAAAACUAUGGCAUACCUCAGCUUGAAAGGCUGUACACUCGAAUUAUGAAGGGAAUUUUUGAAACCAGGGACAGAGGAACUGGAAAUGAGCCCAAGUCCUCAGUUUUGAUGUUUCUGUUGAAAUUUGCGGAGGACAACUCCAAUUUCUGAUUCCGAAACACCUUCUGUUAAAAAUGUGAAAGGAAAAAGAAGAGAAGAAUGCUUCAUGUACUGCGUGUAAAGUCGGGAUUUUUAUUUUUUUAAGAUUUUUAUUUUUUUUAACCAAUGUUUGUGAUUGGAGUAAAAGUAUAAAGACUUUUUGUCCUUUCCUCUCUUAAGUUGUGUUAGUUCAUGUCCACAUUUUGUGUGCCGAUAAUAGAAAAAUAAAUUGAGAUCAUUACUCAAUUGUGUUUGGAGUUGAUUUUACUAAUGGUCUAUUUGGUUCAUGAAAAAUACCCUUCUGUGCUGCCAGGAGACCCUGCCUUUUGCAAGACGAGGAGCAUUGCCCCAAGGGAUCAACCUCUGAUCGACAAAAUGUGAAACAAAUCUUCCGAUGCAAGGAAAUGUUCGUAUCGCACGGAGCAAGUAAAAGACCUCCUUCAAUUAACCGCUAAGUGUUCGUUUCCCUUUGUACUUGAGAUUGGGAAUGAAUGAAACUGAAGAUG